CAGAUCUCCAACCGCUGCUCCUGCCAUUGGGCGCCAUGGCAAGUGCAAUUGCUGCAUCUUUGUCCAGGAUCGCAGGAGCUGAGGAGGAGGAUGGGGAAGCACGAAUGCCCUUGAGUGCGCUCUUCAAAGAAGCUCAACUACGCCCUUUGGACGAGCUUGUGGAGCAGAUCCGUCCCAUGGUCUCCAGCGACCUGGAUGUGUCCGUCCGCAUGGCCCGACGGAAAGCCGAAGAGCUCCAAGAGGAGUUUCCCAACUUGACGGAGGAUGAGCGUGCGAUGCUCACACUUUACACCAUAGAGAUGUUUCCCAAGGAAAGUUCUCUGUACUUCGUGAUGAACCAAGCCCUGAGGGCACGGGAUCGAAAAGCCGUCCAGCCAUGGCGUGAUAGCAUUUGGUUGCUACUCACUGCCAUGAGAAAGCUCCCCAGAGUGGAGGAGAGAAUUGUCCAGAGAGGAGUGACCGUCCACAGCAGCAAACUAGGAAAGCAAGCGAAGACAGGAAAACAGUUCCUUUGGGCAGGCUUCAGCAGCACUACAACACACGUGGAGUCAUUGCAGGCAUUCCUUGGCCAAGACGGUGAUCGGACGAAGUGGCUUUUACAAUUGCGGCCCCACUUCCAUGCCGUGAGUGUCCAAUCAUUUUCACUCUUUCCAGGCGAACAUGAGAUUUUGCUGCCACCCAACAUGGAGUUCCGAGUGAAGUCCGUCAUUGAUUUGGGCCAUGGACUGACUGAAGUGCAGUGCGAGCAAAUCGAAGAGCUGGACCCCCUCAUGGACUUUUCCGAGGCCCUCGAGCCAAGCCUGGUGGGACCCAUUGCUCCAGCUUUGCUGAAGGCUAAAGCACAGGCAUUGGAAGCUAGUGCGUUUGCGCCAAGUUUGGUGGCAAAAGAGAAGUCUGAGGAUUCAAGUGCAGCUGAAGCGAAAGCGAACGCAGAGGUGGAUUGGCUAAUACUUGGAUUUGGAGGCGGCGGUCAGGUGGGUGGCAAGACGUACACCAAGAAGGACAUUGUUUUGUUUCUAGGAGAUAAAGGCAAUUGUUUGUUUCGCACGUGGGGUAGCCACGGCAGCUAAGCUCGAAGAUUUGACCCAUGGAUGCCCCUUCAAUUCGAGGAGUGCCUUGAACACGGGUUGGAGAUCAACAGCAGACAUGCCAAGGCUUGGCAGUCUCUUGGAGAUGCCGGCGGCGGUAGUGUGAAAGGAGUCACCUAUGAC
Molecule: messenger RNA, 1211 nt
Organism: Durusdinium trenchii
Lineage: Eukaryota; Dinophyceae; Suessiales; Symbiodiniaceae
Source: the annotation of a GenBank genome assembly